This is a messenger RNA of Ipomoea nil (Japanese morning glory), 1652 nucleotides long. Its product is annotated as serine carboxypeptidase 24-like. The record is from RefSeq and is a predicted model, not a curated record. Gene Ontology annotation, molecular function: serine-type carboxypeptidase activity. The transcript has 8 exons. The coding region runs from base 18 to 1526 and encodes 502 amino acids. Gene Ontology annotation, biological process: proteolysis. Gene Ontology annotation, cellular component: vacuole. Lineage: Eukaryota; Viridiplantae; Streptophyta; Magnoliopsida; Solanales; Convolvulaceae.
AUAGGAUUGAUGUUCCAAUGUCAGUAUUGGCAGCAAUGGCUAAAGUUUCUCUUUUCUUCACCUUCUCCUUCCUCUUCCUGUUAGCUGCUUGUAUUCAACGCUAUGAGGCCAAAGGUUUCAGUUCAAUAAGCAGGGAAGGAUUACUGUUGUCUAGACACAGACACACUAACGUUGUAGACAACAUUGUUACUACAGAACUUUCAUCAGGAAGGUCCAAUAUCCCUGUGUAUAUUGGCCCUCAAGAUGGGCUCAAGGAUAUCGACAAGAUCGAAACUCUACCCGGACAACCUAGUGGGGUAGAUUUCGCUCAAUAUGCAGGACAUGUUAUUGUAGAUCCCGUUACUGGAAAAGCUUUGUUUUAUUACUUUACAGAAUCUCCCAAAAACCCUUCCUCUAAACCCCUUGUUUUGUGGCUUAAUGGAGGACCAGGUUGUUCUUCACUUGGAGCAGGAGCAUUCGGGGAACUUGGGCCAUUUAGACCUGCCAAAGGUGGUGAAACUCUUAACAGUAAUCCAUAUGCAUGGAAUAACGUUGCAAAUAUAAUCUUUCUUGAAUCACCUAUUGGAGUUGGAUUCUCGUACACAAAUACAAGCUCGGACUAUGACAAAGUUGGGGACGAAAGCACAGCCCAGGAUUCAUAUACAUUUCUAGUUAACUGGCUAGAAAGGUUUCCAGAAUACAAGACUAGGGAUUUCUAUAUUACAGGAGAGAGUUACGCUGGGCACUAUAUUCCCCAGCUGGCUCAGCUUAUAUUGCACAACAACCAGCACACAAACCAGUCAAGAAUCAAUCUCAAAGGCAUUGCUAUUGGAAAUGCAUAUGUGGACUAUGAAGCAAAUAUGCAGGGAACGGCAGAUUACUUUUGGAAUCAUGCACUGAUUUCCAAUGAACUGUAUAAGAACAUCCUGUCCACCUGCAAUUUCUCUACUCCCAGUGCUGCGUCUGAGAAAUGCUUAAAUUUAGUUAACAUCCAAAUGGGCAAUGAAGCUGGAGAUAUUUUUCCAUACGACAUCUACGCUCCGUUAUGCGGUUCUGAUUCACCCUCGUAUUCUAUCUCUGGAUAUGAUCCCUGCACCGAUGAUUACACCGACACAUACUUAAACACUCUUCAAGUUCAGGCUGCUCUUCAUGCAAACAUAACUGCCACUCCUCAUCCAUGGAGCAACUGCAACGACACACUUAAUGCCGCCUGGAAAAGACCGCCAACUGUUUUACCGAUCAUAACAGAGUUGAUGGGAAGCGGUAUUCGUAUCUGGCUGUACAGCGGAGAUACAGACAGCGUGGUGCCAACAACAGACACCCGACUUGCCUUAUACAAACUUGGAGUAACAGUUAAAACUCCUUGGUACCCUUGGUAUCUCCCUGAAGAAGAGGUGGGUGGAUAUGUAGAAGAAUAUGAGAGCAUAACGUUGGUGACAGUACGAGGAGCAGGGCAUUUUGUUCCCAGUUAUCAGCCAGCUCGGGCACUUGUGCUCUUCUCUUCCUUCAUUAAUGGAACACUUCCCCCACACGACACUAAAAACUAGCUUAAUUAGCUGAUUAAUUGUACUCCAUUAGCUUUAUCCCAAAAUGUAUGUACUUUACUCUUCUUUGUACGCACAAUUAUAAAAUAAAUUGGAUUGAAAAUAAAUUAUAAGUAACAUUUUUUUUUU